AUGAAGUUCACUACCGGCAUCGCAGCCCUUCUUCUUGCCGUCUCCGCGGCAGCCAUGGAAGCCAUGGAAGCCGGUGGAAAGAAGGAGAAGGGUUGGGGCGGCCACUACCCUCCGAUUCCCAGCGACAUGACAGUGAAAGAGGCAGCAAAGAAGUGCGGUGACCAGGCCCAGCUAUCCUGCUGCAACAGGGCCAUCCGCGCCGCCGACGAUACCGACAUCGGGGGUACUUUGAAGAACGUUCUCGGCGGCGGAUCUGGCAACACCGGCUUGGAGAUUUUCGACCAGUGCUCCCAUCUCGAUAUUCAGGUUGCUAUUAUUGCGAUCACUAUCCAGGAUAUCCUGAAUCGUGAAUGCCAGGAGAAUGUGGUCUGUUGCAUGGAGAGCCCCGGCGAUACAAGCAACGAUUUGCUUGGGCUCGAGAUCCCCUGUAUCGCACUGGGAAAUCUGCUGUAG
This is a messenger RNA of Aspergillus viridinutans, 453 nucleotides long. Its product is annotated as hydrophobin family protein. Gene Ontology annotation, molecular function: structural constituent of cell wall. The record is from RefSeq and is a predicted model, not a curated record. The transcript is spliced from 3 exons. Gene Ontology annotation, cellular component: fungal-type cell wall. Bases 1 to 453 code for a protein of 150 amino acids. NCBI's taxonomy places the organism in Eukaryota, Fungi, Ascomycota, Eurotiomycetes, Eurotiales, Aspergillaceae.